AGUGUCAUGUAUAAAGUGUGCGCUGUGCAAGUGGGUCUCGUCAGUUUUGCUUUUAAUUCAAAACGUGCAAGAUGAUGUUCUAUUAUAAAACUCAUAAACUUUGAUAUUUAUAAACUCGGAUGUGGUAUAUAACAAUCCCACUGCUGUUGACCACGACGCCAUUUGGUGUUUUAUCCAAGUCAAAUCGCGUAGCAUUAACCGUUGAAAAAUUGGCGAUAAAUGUUCUUUAAUGUGUUCCUGCGCGCGUUUCAGAACCAUUAUGAAUGUCCAUCAAACUAACUAGUGCACAAUAAUUCAAGGAGUUAGUCACUGUCAUCGAGUAACAGCGGUAAUAGAACUAUACCCAAAAGAAGCUGGCAAUAAAAACAACGCAACUGCUUCGCAUAUAUUUUGAAAAUGUGUACGUAUUAUCAUUUGCGACGAUUUUGCAGUCAACGAGAGGCCUCAAGUCGAGCAAUUAUAACCUAAAAGCCGCACGUGCACUACGUCGUCAUAUUGGAGAGAGCGAAGAGUGAAAAGUACAGUGUGCAAGGCGCAAGGAUUCAUAUUCGAGACUUCGGGAACAGCUGUUGCUGUUGCGCUUUAACCAUGGCAACAACAGCCGACCAACUAAUGGCACCUGCCCUGGUCCCGACCAGCAAUGGGCAACAGUCGGUGCUGAUUGUCGGAACGAAACUGCAGGCGAGCACGAACUCAAAUUCAGAUUCAAAUCAAAAUUCAACCAAAAAAAAGAAAACUGCUGCAGUACAGCAGCAACAGCAACAGCAUCAGCAUCAAGUGGAUAGCAAAAGGUCUGCCUUGGCCAAACCAGAUGCCAUGAACGCCAGCCUGAAGCUAAAGAGCUCCGAGCCCAUCAAGGAAGUUCGGGUCUAUAAAAUUGUACUCACUGGCGGUCCCUGCGGUGGCAAAACAACUGGCCAGAGUCGCCUGUGCACCUUCUUUGAGAAUCUGGGCUGGAAGGUAUUCCGCGUGCCUGAAACGGCCACUGUACUACUCAGCGGCGGCGUCAAGUUCUCUGAUCUGACCGAGGAUGAGGACCCGCCCACGCCAAGCACCUUCGUUUACAAAGAUCUGCCAUUUGCCGCACCGGAGCACAGUAUCAUCGAUCUGACCGCAUCCUGUCCACGUUGCCUGGCCCAGGCUGCAUCCAAGCCGAAUGGCAGCGAAGCUUAUAAGUUUCAGGAAAAUCUGAUACGCACAAUGGUGCAAAUCGAGAACACAUAUUUCGAGCUGGGCAACUCGAACACCCGCAACGUCCUCAUCAUCUGCGAUCGCGGCGUCAUGGAUGCCAGCGCAUAUAUAUCGAAGGACAAGUGGGAGAAAAUGAUGGCGGCCAACAAAUGGAAUCCCGUGGAGAUGCGCGACAAUCGCUACAACCAAAUUCUGCACUUGGUAUCGGCCGCAAAUGGUGCCGAGGAUUUCUACUCCACAGAGGACCAUGCCUGCCGCUCUGAGGGCGUUGAGCUCGCCCGUGAGCUGGACUAUAAAUCGGCCGCUGCCUGGGUGGGUCAUCCCUAUUUUGAUGUCAUUGAUAACUCCACCGAUUUUGAGACCAAAAUGAAUCGCAUGAUUGAAUCCGUGUGCCAAAAACUGGGCAUCGAUAUUGGCGAUCGUUUGCAAGCCACCUCAAGGAAACUCAAAUAUUUGGUUGCCUCGCUGCCGCCUGAAAGCGAAUUUCCACCCUUCCAAGACUUUGAUGUGGAGCAUCAUUAUCUGCAGUCCACCUUCCCCAAGGUGCAGGCGCGUCUUCGCAAGCGCGGUCAGAAGAAUCACUGGAGCUACAUAUACACCCAGCGGCGUCCCAACAUACAUGGCCAGAACCGCAUCGAGGUGAAGACACAGCUAACACAUCGUGACUAUAUCAACCUACUAGCUCAAUGUGAUGAUGCGCACUAUACCAUCUAUAAGACGCGUCGUUGCUUUCUGAUUAACAAUCAAUAUUUCCAACUGGACAUCUAUAAGGAGCCGGGUCAUCCACGCUGCAAGGGAUUGGUGCUUUUGGAGACCUACUCCUCGCUAACGGGCGAUGCGCUGAAAAACUGCAUGCCCAAGUUUUUGAACAUUGUUAAGGAGGUUACCGGCGAUCCGGACUAUUCAAUGUUCAAUCUGUCCCUCAAGGAGGACUGGAGUACCAGCGAGAAGUACUGCCGUCCGACAAGCCAUGGUAAGCAGAAGCAGCCACUACCGCCGCCGCCGCCUCCUGCACCAGAAAGGCACUAUCAUCCGUAUGAUGAGAACAGCGACUAAGGCAGCUUCUCCCGUCA
Molecule: messenger RNA, 2264 nt
Organism: Drosophila novamexicana
Lineage: Eukaryota; Metazoa; Arthropoda; Insecta; Diptera; Drosophilidae
Gene: Ttd14
Product: TRPL translocation defect protein 14
Exons: 10
Coding region: 589-2247 (552 amino acids)
Biological process (GO): photoreceptor cell maintenance
Molecular function (GO): GTP binding; phosphatidic acid binding; phosphatidylinositol binding
Source: RefSeq, a predicted model, not a curated record